AUGGAAGGACGUACGGUGGCGCAGCCUGCAAAUAAGAAAAGACGCGAGAUCCCACCCCUCGAUUCCUCCACUAUCAGUGAACAAGACGCACAAAAACAAAGUUUUGGCCGAGGAAAAAACAACAGAGGUUGACACUCGCACAAAGUCAAGGCCAGUCGGCACCGUUUGAAACCUCUUUUUUUGGGUGUAAUGAAAAAGCAUGAAUUUAAACUGGAGAUGCUCCCGAAACCGCACGUGAAGCGGGGGCUGCAGCUGCACGUGCGUUGCACGCUCGCAACAUUUACGAGGAGAGGUGUGAGCGGAGAACGAUUCCCGAUUGGUGGGAUGAUGCCUCAGGCCUUCUGAUUUCCAAAUCUCAAGAUGAUGUAACCUAUUUGUCGGUUUUGGAUUGAUUAGAUGUGUUUACGAGCAUUCAAAAAAUUAUCUCAAAACUCACGGUUUGCUGUAAAUUCUAUGAUGUUGAGCAAAUAUAUGCUUUUUUUGUCUAUUAGAAUUGCUACACAGUUUUUUUACCAAUUUUUUUAAAAGUAUCGCAAAAAAAUAAAUUAAAUGAAAAAAAGUUAUGUUUAGGGGUACAUUCUGCGCUUUUAAGACUUCAAUAGUCAUUCAUGAAAUAAUCAUGAUUUUCUAACUCCAAAACUAUUACCUAGUUUGAAAAAAGCCUUCGUUCAACGUGUCUUCUGUGUAUGCUAGGUCCUAGCUUUCAAGCAAAAGAAACUUGUCCGACCUCUUAUUUUGGUGAAUAAAAUCAUUUUCCAACAUGAAGAAGCGUUGAUGGCAUAGAACAAUGGAUGGAACGGCAAAAGUUUCGUGAAAAACGCAAGAACAAAAACGGAAAAUUAAUCAAUCGUUGGCACCAAGUCGUGUGCUCAAUGCUCGAUGGGUGCUCGGCGAGCCACGGAAUGAAAAAGCUCAGAGUGCAGCUGGAGGCGAGUCGAGUCAUAUGUGAUAGCUCAACCGAGUGCAUUGAACGAUCCCAUCAAGAGGAGGAAAAAGUGUUCGAGGAGGAACUGGAGUUCUUCCGCACUUUUAAAAUCCUUGAAAAAGAUCAAGAAACCAGGAACCGACAGUUAACUAACAAAGUAUUAAUUAACAAAAGGCGUCACAAAAAACCGGUUCGGCAAAAGUUAUUGCUCGUGAGAAGUUGCCGAAAAUAUUAUGACCUUGUUUUGGCAAGUGUGAUGAUAGGAGGGUCGGCGGCACGCUGCCAUUGGUCACUUCUUAUCGCUGUAAUCCCCGAUGGGCUGACCUUUUACGUACUUUUAAGGGUCAACAGAAGAUUCAGCCAAUCAAUGAUCUAAUGAAUUUAAUAAAAAAUAUCAUAAACUUGUCAGAACGGAGAGAGAAAAUCGCCUUUCCUACUGACCUAAUUACAUCCGAUCGUGUUUCUUUCGCUAUUAGACAGCUUCGAUCAUCAGAAAAAAAAGGUUCAAAGUGAAACUAUCUAAUAGUUUGAACGGGAACUUGUUUAAAAAGUCGGAAACCAGUUAACAAGCAGCACUUGUCGGAAACUCUGAGAGAGGAAGAUUUAAAAUGAUUAGUGUUUCCUGAGCCUUCGGAAGCUCGACCAACACAUUAUCAGACACCUACCAACACAAACAUUUUGUAUUUACCGUUUAAACAGAGCAGUAAACGCGACGAUCGUAAGAGCUGCUGGCGCCAGUUGCUAACUUUCCUCCGGCCGGUAUUUAUAAACCCCUCACAAAUGAGCAACAAUUUCAGUUGCGAAUUUUUUCGAUUUUCGGCAAAGGGCAUCGAGUUUUUUGACGGACGGAGUUCUUAUUGGCUGCUAUGAAUGGUCUGAGGACAUAUCUAUUAUAUGUGGAAAAAGCGAAACGAUUUUUUUUUUGAAGGCCUCAGAAGAAAUUUUGUUUGAAGUUUAAAGAUUGAGGACGACUCUUUCUCAAAUUGAAAGUUACACUUUUGAGUUUUAGAAAAGAAAUCAGUCUUGAAUGAAAUUUUUCGCCAAAACAUUUAAAAGAAAGACUGUUUCCCGAUUUUGACAAGAGAAUUCAUUUCAUUUUUUUUUCUUGAAAUUUGGCCAGAACACUUCUAGGUAUACCUAAUGAAGAUCCUGAAAGCCGUGAUCUGCACAACUUCCCCCUUUUUGAGAAAUGUGGGCUCAGAGACUUGAAAUAGCUUAUUUUAACGGUUCUCCUCGACUUUAAGGCGUCCUUACUCAAAAACUAGGAAGUUGUGCAGGUUGAAACUUUCAGGAUCUUUAUCUGGUACAUUAAGAAGUGUUCUGAUCAAUUUUCAAGAAAACCCCAGCCGCAAAGUAAGAUGACUUUACUUGUGAGGCUCAUAAUAAAAAUUAAUAAAAGUCAAGGAGCUGCAAAAAGCUCGCUAAACUGCAUAAUUCACAGCUUUCUCAUUCCUUCUAUACAUCGAAAAAACAUGUGGACUAACAGUAUACUUCAAAAAAAGCUCAUUUCCCUCUCUAAAAACUAGUUUAACCUCAUGAAAGAGAACUUUUGGAAUCAUCGGGAAAAAUGGGAAAAGCGGUAAAGUUAAAACUCUGUGGUGCGGCUGGAUGAUCGAUCCUAGUUGACUGUCGGCUGGGCAGCUGUCCCAAGCAGCACAAAACGGCUGCUGCGCCGGCAACCCAACAACCCUCGAGCAAGAGCAAAAAGACAAAACAGCAAGGCAGCGAAAAAGACAGUGAGUACUUUGGAAUUUUCCGAAGGUUCACUAAAAAGUUUGAGGUCUCUCCAUUAAUCUAAAGGCUUUUUUUUGAAGUUAAGUUCAAAAAGCCAAAUUCAUUCUAAAAUUCUGAUUUCAAGUUCGCGUUCCAAGAAAAAAAGAUCAAACAUUUCUUUUUUUAAAGUUCAUGAUUUUUUUCAGAUUUUUCAUAUCUUGGCAAAUUUUAUUUUUUUGUUUUUUUCUUGACGAAUGACAUCUUAAAAGGCCAUUUUUUUAAAUCUCACUACGAACAGCUGAAAGUUAAAAAAAGGUCAUUUUCGGUUUUCAUUAACAAAAACUCAGAUUUCCACUGAUAUUUGGAUUGCAUUCAUUUUUCAACUACAAGCGGUUUUUACAAAAAGGAAAUUUUUUUAAAAAAACUCGAAAAAAAUUCAAAUUCAAUAAAAUUGAAUGUUUUUUUCUGAAUGUAAGGUAACUAAAAAAAGCUUCCAAGCUUCUAAAUUCCAAAGUUUGAACAAAAUGAAAGAAAGAACCGAAAUCAUUUUGGAUCUAUACAAAGAUGAACAGCGCUGCAGCUUGAUGUGGAGAAUAAUGGAUCGAUGUCGAAUAUCGCUGUUGAACGAUUUGACAAACAUUUUGUGGAAAAAAACAAGCGGCUUGGGCGGGGACCCACAGGAGAAAGAUCGAAAACCUCGUCAUCCAACUUUGUUUUCAUUUGAGCUACCGUAGGAGCAAAAUCGAUUGACUUUGGUUUUUCGAGUUUUCAUCAGAAGCUAUUCCAGAAAAAAAUACAUAAUAAAAUAAAGAGGCUACUUUGGAAAAGAAAAUAAUUUUUCCAACUUGAGAGUUGAAUUCAAUCGAAAGGUUUUUUUCGUUUUACUCGCAGCCAAAUUUUUGAACUGCUUGAAAAUAUAUCUUUUUUUAGAUAUUGAAAAAAAGUUAUCUUAAAUUAUGGUUUUUUAUGACUUGAUCAGGCUCAUAAACGUCUGUCAUCAUAAAGUAAUAGCUUGACAGAAUAAAAAUAACUCACUGAUCCAUUUACGAAGAGAGCAAUGAAAAGUCGAACAUCUUACAGGAAAAUAAUUUUAUCUUGUUUGCAUUGAACCUAUCGAGUAGUAAAAUUGCCGUAAAGGAAGUGUAAAAAAAGUGGCGCGAGGACUCGAACGGGAUUCAGUGAGCGAGAGUGAACACUGAUAUUUUACAGAACUCCAGCUCUUUUGACGAAUAGAAAAAGUUGGGGGAAGACAGGAGAUCUCAUCACUCGUCCAUCAUCUGGGGAGGACAUACUGUUAAAAAGUUUUGCUGUGAAGUUUCAAGGCUAGAUUUUGACUUGAUUCAAAAAAUGAAAAACUUUGUCUGGAGAAAGUUGAAGUUGAGCUGGGACUAGUGAGAAGAGGAAAGUUGAAGUUUUUGAUUUUUGUAACGAUGAGUCUUUCAAAAUUAUCUUUUUUAUUGGUCAAACAAAAGCAGGAAACUUCUUAUUUCAGAAAAGGGCCAUCAUAAGUUUCAUGUUCAAAUAAAUAACUUAUUUAUCGUUGACUAAAACUGAAGAAGCUUAACAAUGACUAUGAACUAAAUUUGAACUUCAUAAGAAUUAUUUGCAUUCCAUUGGAGGUGAAUGCAGUCUCUAGAUUUCAAGGAUUCUUCAAAAAACGGACGCGAUUUUUAGUCACGAAGGUAACAAGUAAGUAAAAAUUUUAAAAGAGAUACGCAGCAGCUGACAGCCAAAAGUCUGAGGAAGCUUGCAAACUUGGAGCAAUAACAAUGCUGAAAGUAGAAAAACAAAGGAAGCUGAAAAAUUGGGCUGGCAUUGAUUUUUUCUAAUUAUGCGAGAGUUUGAAACUUUACGGUAAGUUGUCGGGCUCUCAGCCGUAACCAAAAUUAGAAGACUCCAAACUUCGGUUCUUUCUGCUAAACGAGCCUCUUCUUGAAAAAAAGAAAAAUGAUAGAAAAUAAAUGUGUUUCUGCUUUCUUAUAGUUUUACAAAAAAAGUAGAAAAACAGCUGCUUUUUGUCACUUUUUUUAGCAUUCCUGAGCUCCCAAGUCAAGAAGAAUUCGUUUUAAUAGAAAAAAAUUUGAGCUUGAAUAUCCCAAUCUUUUGACAAUAUUACAUUGUUCUGAAUGUACAGAAGUCAGUUUCUCCUCAUUCAUAGUCAAUUCAGCCCUGCAGAUGACCUGAAACCCCCUGGAAAUCGCCGUUGCCAUGGGAGCGCGGAUGCAACCUUGCGGCCAAGAAGCUGUUCUUCAUCCCCAAUAGAAAUGUUCUAUAUCCUCGGAAUGGGUCCAGGCCUGUUCGUUUUGAUCCUGAUUUAUUCGUUUGCUGUCUUCGGAUGCGUCGUCUAUGGACGCUCGAACGGAAUGUGAGUGUUCAGCCGUUUUAUCUACCCUUUAUCGCUUUUUUUUCAAGAAAGAACCCUAAAAAGACCAUUUCAUUGCACAUAAAAUGGAUAAGUUUAGGCCAGCCGUUCUCGGUAUUGGAGUGAUAACAGGACUGCUGACGCUAGCUUUGCUCCUUUGGCCGUUGAAACCAGCGAAAGAAGGGGUCGCCGUUGAACAGUCCAUAAAAAUAGAUUACUUAUUGUUUCCAAGACUUCUACUUGCAAUACUUCUAUUCUUGGUUGUUAUGCGAUUAUUCUGCUUGUAUGCCAAGUACGACCUCCUACAAGUUCAUAGAGCAGAGAACACGAAAAAUUGCCAUGAGACGGAGGAGUUUCAUAAUGAUUAUUUACAAUAAAGGUUUACAAAAAGUUGCUUGGAAGAUAUUGGAAAACAAGCAAGAAAAUUGACUUCUAUGGAAGGCUGAUACGGAUCAAGAUUGUUCGAAUCAGUUUGUCCACCACUGCCAAAGGAACAAUAAAUCUUCCCUGCGCGGAACAUUUAUCACUCUUCUCAAUUUUCUGCGCCUAUUUUGCUUGAGGCCGUACGUCAGUUGAAACUAGUUUUCCAUCGGACAAAACAUAUCAUUCAUUGUUUGAAAUAUUCUUGCAAAAAACUUCAAAGAGGAACUAUCAGAUUUUUUUAGUUUCAAAGGGCGUAUUCAAAGUGAAAACAAAAAAUUGAAGCAAUGGCGGUUCCAAAGUCCUUUCCGAAAAAAUGAUGAGAGUUUCAAUUUUGUUUACGUUCGAAGUUAUUGAGUAAAAGUGAAAACAGGAGAUAAUUUGUGAUACCCUUUUUGAAUUGACGUUUUUGUCAAUAUUUACAAUAUUACAGUAAUCUUGCCUCCAAUUAUUAUUUUUUUGAAAUUUUUUUCUUAUAUUUUUAGGAAAAAUUUUCUUCAUCAGGGUUCCCUCGAAAUUCGAGAAGAAUAUCAGAAGGGGAAUGCGUAACCUGAACGCAAAAAUUUCUUUCCAGAUUUUUCGUUCGAAAAAAGAGUGAAAAGCAAUUCAUCUUUUUCCACUUCUCCCAAUUUCAUACCACAAAAGAUGGAUGGAACUUUCAAAGGAAAAUUACGAAAUUGGAGCAGCUAUGUAAUUUCGUCGUGGUGAAAGGAACGUAAAUCUUCGCGCUCUUCCCAAUUCGUCGAACCUACCAUCUGCAGUAUUCUUUGGUCUUUUUUGAGAGUGAAUAAAAAAAUAAAGUUGAAUAAAAGUAGACAAGUCAAUGAAACCGUGUCGCAAGAAGCUUGAAACGAAUUUUUAAAAUUUCAUAAGUUGCUGAAUUUUAAGGUAAUGAAUCUAAUGAAAGCAUUUUUUGACCGAGCGUCAGCUAAUUAUCAGGUUUUGAAUGGAACAUUUUUUCUUGAUUUGCUUUAAAGUCUCAAAAAGUUCGAAAUCGAUAAAAAUUGUUACAUUUUUAUUAUUCAAUGGAAUAUAAAAAUAAUGAAUUGAAAUACAGAAAAGUUUUCAAAAUUUACUCAUCGAGGAAUUGAAGAAAUUCCCAUAUAAAGUUUUAAAAUAGAAGUUAUACUAAAAGACAAAAAUAUUACGAAAAAUCGCAAAAUAAUGUAAAAGAAAGAGUUGGGGACUUUUUUAUGCCCUCUUGUCAAAAAUCAUAAUUGAGCUAAAAACUUGUUUUUUCAAAGCCUGCUCUCAAAAUUUAUGAAUUUUUUUCUUUCGUAGUUUCCAAAAAAAAAAGUUGAAAGUUUGUCGGCCCAGGAGUACGCAAAAGUGCUUGUUUUAGACGGCUUAACAUUAUCCCCCAUACUGUACUCGACCUUUCGUUUCAAUCAACUUCAUUUUUUUAAAAUCUGGGCGGAGCAAAAUAAUUCAAGAAAGCUCUUUGGCAGAUUGAGAGGCGUAACCCAGAUGCUCUUUCUCCAUUUGGCGCCAAGAAGCUUCCAUUUCCAACAGUUCCUCCUUUGCUUAAAAAGUUGCUUUCAGAUGAACCGGCUCUUUGUUGUGUUUUUGUCGGUUGGUAUCGUAUGCGCCGCAGUGCCUGAGUUCCGUCAGAGAUACUUCCGAUAUCACAACUCAUACCCAGAGGUCGAACUUCUUUCUUUAACUGAUUCGACCUUUUUUUGAUGAAACUUUGAUUGGUAUGGAGUAUAGAAGUGAACGGAAAACUACAAGUUCUUGUAGGGGUUAAAUUUCUAAGUUACUACUUUACCCUAGAAAAAAGACUUGCUUUACCUAGGGGGAAAAAUAAAAAAGUUGGAUUCCAGUGCAUGUUUAAAAAAGUUUGAAACUCUUUUUAAAUAGACAAUAUGAGCAAAAAGUGAUUUUUUUCGAACUACGAGAAUGCCCUAUUAAUCUUUUUUCUCGACAGAAAAUUUUAUUGCUUCUAUCAGAAUUGGAAGCUCUGAGAACAGGAAACAGAAAAAGUGAUAUUAUUUCUACGAAUUAGAAAAAUGUUACAGGUUUUUCAUGAAAUUUUUCAUUUUCUUCUUCUGUUGCCUUCUGAAAAGUUUCACAGCUUUCGAAAUGAAAACUCAAAAAUAGAUGAAAUAAAUCAUAAAUAAAUCAAAUAAUUCUUUUUCUUCACAAAAAUAGUCUUAUUUUUUUCAGCUUCUUCGUCUUCCUGAGGAACUGGAGUAUGGCUUUGACAAACGUAGUUCAGAUCCAGAAUUUGGUAUUUUUAUUUUUACUUUCACUUUUACUCAUUUCAUUUGUGUUGAUAUUUUUACAGCGGAUAAGACUUUUUUUGAUUUUUUUCCUUUUUACUAUUUUUGGAAUACAAACGAAAAAAAAUCUUUUACGUUGACAAAUUUUUCAGUUCCUCGUGUUUUUGGUUCAAAGUUAUUAUUGACCAAAAAGGCAUAAUACAAUGAAAAAAAUUUAAUAUUUUUUUCUUCAAAUAAUAGUUUUCGUGUUUUUCUCCCAAACUAACUCAUAUUUCACGACACUUCCUCUGAAAAAAUUUUGGCCCGAUUUGAACUAAUUUAAGGGGAAAUAUCGUUGCCAAUCUACGAAUUGACGGUGACAAAAAGGGCAUUCAACCCGGACACGAUGCACAGCAUGGACAAGUUCUCGUUUGGCCUUGGAAAACGAUCUGUCCAUGGAUUCUACCCAUGA
Molecule: messenger RNA, 8093 nt
Organism: Caenorhabditis auriculariae
Lineage: Eukaryota; Metazoa; Nematoda; Chromadorea; Rhabditida; Rhabditidae
Source: the annotation of a GenBank genome assembly